Geosmithia morbida is the source of this 804-nucleotide messenger RNA. Its product is annotated as DEAD/DEAH box helicase. The record is from RefSeq and is a predicted model, not a curated record. The transcript has 2 exons. Lineage: Eukaryota; Fungi; Ascomycota; Sordariomycetes; Hypocreales; Bionectriaceae. Bases 1 to 804 code for a protein of 267 amino acids.
AUGUCCACCGACAGAUCUUCUACUCCAGCAGACAAGGUCGCCGACACGGCUGCCGACGUCGCUGACACGGCUCAGGAACUUGAUGGUCCUGGCCUCGAACCUACAGAUGCCGCUGGCUCACCAGAGCAUCAUGAGCCAAAAACACCCCUAUUCUCCCACGAGAAUCUGAGCUCCUACGAAUCCAUGCUGGACGGCAGCAGGCAGGAUACUAGAAGCCGCCUGUUCUCCCACGAGGAUCUAAGCCCGUACGAUGCCACAGUAGACGACAGCAGACAGGAUCCCAGGUGUCGUCUCUUCUCCCACGAGAGCCUGGGUGCGUACGAGCCUCUGGACGACGACAUCUACAACGAGUGCCCCGACAUGGCACCGGCGACACCCGAGCCCCUGCAGCGGACAAAGUCAUCCGCCUCCAGCUUCGCGGUCGACGAUGCAACGGACAUGAACGAUCCCACCAUCGAGACAUUCCCCAGCGACCGUCUCUCCGUCAUGAGCACACUACGCAAGAUCCAGUCCAGCUCGAGCCAAGAUCACGCCGUCGAUGUGCAGGAACCGUAUUCACCCCGCUUUGGUAGCGGCACCUGCAACAGCGGUGACCCGAGAAUCAGGAGACUCAGCGGUGAUUCCGCAGAUGACGGCAGCAACUACCUGGCCGAACCACCAAUCAACCACAAGAUGGUUCCUUUUCCCCGCAGACGUGAUAGCCGCGCAUCGCACGGCAGCUUGGACAGGGGUGCUACAUCGUUGGGUGCCAUAGCCGAGGAGCCAAAGAAGGUAGCUGGCAACCCUUCGACUACGCAGUAUUAG